Molecule: messenger RNA, 1542 nt
Organism: Drosophila rhopaloa
Lineage: Eukaryota; Metazoa; Arthropoda; Insecta; Diptera; Drosophilidae
Gene: tomboy40
Product: mitochondrial import receptor subunit TOM40 homolog 2
Biological process (GO): protein import into mitochondrial matrix
Cellular component (GO): mitochondrial outer membrane translocase complex; mitochondrial outer membrane
Molecular function (GO): transmembrane protein transporter activity
Source: RefSeq, a predicted model, not a curated record
CGUUUGUAUCGAGUAUUCAAUCGAAUUCAAGCUCUCUGACAUUUGGCAGCAUAUAAUUUUAGUUUCAUUGUUUUUUUGAUGUCUGAGCAUUCGCAACACAUACGACGCCGAAACAGAAACAGAUUUUAAGAGGUACAGCUUUAAAAUUGUAAAUUGCAUUAAAACCCACACCAUUCAAGAAUGGGGAACGUGAUGGCGUCUACCGCAGGCGCUGACUCCUCCCGUGUUUCCGCCGGACUGGGACUGCCGGAGGUGCCCCCGCUCCCUCCGCCGGAAUGCCGCCUCAUUGUGGAGGCAUUAGAGGCAGAGGCUCGCAAGACGCAAGAGUUGGCCAAUCCCGGAACAGUCGAGGAGCUGCACAGUCGCUGUCGCGACAUCCAGGCCAACACAUUCGAAGGCGCCAAGAUCAUGCUGAACAAGGGCCUGAGCAACCACUUCCAGGUGACGCACACCAUCAACAUGAAUUCGUCGUCGCCAAGUGGCUAUCGCUUCGGAGCCACAUAUGUGGGAACCAAACAGUACGGUCCCAAUGAGGCCUUUCCCGUUCUCCUGGGUGAGAUCGAUCCAAUGGGCAAUCUCAAUGCAAACGUGAUCCACCAGUUCACAUCUCGACUGCGGUGCAAGUUCGCCUCGCAGUUUCAGGACUCGAAGUUGGUGGCCACCCAGCUGACGGGGGACUAUCGCGGUCGGGACUACACAAUAUCCAUGACGUUGGGCAACCCGGGCAUUCUGACGGGCUCCGGAGUGAUUGUAUGCCAGUACUUGCAGGCCGUCACCCAGAAAUUGGCCCUUGGAACGGAGUUGGCCUACCAGUACGGACCGAAUGUUCCCGGUCGCCAGGUGGCGGUGUUAUCGGCGGUGGGACGCUAUGCCGUCGGUGAUUCGGUGUGGUCGUGCACCUUGGGACCCGGUGGCUUCCACCUCAGCUACUACCAGAAGGCCAGUGAACAGCUACAGAUCGGAGUCGAAGUGGAGACGAAUCUGCGUCUGCAAGAGUCCACGGCCACGGUGGCUUACCAGGUGGAUCUUCCCAAGGCAGAUCUGGUGUUCCGCGGCAGUCUCGAUUCUAAUUGGCACAUUGCCGGCGUCCUCGAGAAACGCCUUCAGCCGUUGCCGUUUUCGUUGGCCAUCAGCGGUCGAAUGAAUCACCUGAAGAACAGCUUUCGACUGGGCUGCGGUCUCAUGAUCGGAUGAAUAUAAUCGACUCAAUUGAAGUAUAGCUGGGAACCAGAUAACAAAGCUAUCAAACUGGGGGAUUUCUUUGUUAUUUUCUUGCAAAUGGGAAAUUAAAUGGCACGGCAAUUAUAAGAACAUGGAUUAAGUCUGACUUGUCAAGUUUAGAGACCAAGUUAUCAAAAUACUAAAGCUAAGCAAGGCAAAAACGGCCGAAUCCUGCUAUGUUGGGUUUCCCAUCGUGUUUGAUUUCGAAAUUUAAAAUUUAAAUGUGCAAUGUUGACAAAGAAAUUGAUCAAAUCAACUCGUUUCUAUCGUAAUGUGAUUAGUGAAAACUUGCAAAAACUAAAUUGAAAAACCAUCCUGUAA